AUGGCAACUGAAGAGCAUAAUGUCGCAAAGGCUGAAGAGUUUAAAGUCCUUGCUAAUGAAGCAUUCAAAGAUCGGAAAUUUUCCCACGCUAUUGAUCUAUAUACACAAGCAAUUGAGCUAAACAGUCAAAGUGCAGUUUACUAUGCUAAUCGUGCCUUUGCUCAUCUCCGGCUUGAGGAAUAUGGUAGCGCAAUAUUAGAUGCUACAAAGGCUAUUGAAGUUGAUCCUAAAUAUUCAAAGGGAUAUUACAGGUGA
Molecule: messenger RNA, 255 nt
Organism: Lathyrus sativus (Indian pea)
Lineage: Eukaryota; Viridiplantae; Streptophyta; Magnoliopsida; Fabales; Fabaceae
Source: the annotation of a GenBank genome assembly